This is a messenger RNA of Phasianus colchicus (ring-necked pheasant), 3485 nucleotides long. It is a transcript of the gene U2AF1, whose product is annotated as U2 small nuclear RNA auxiliary factor 1. The record is from RefSeq and is a predicted model, not a curated record. Gene Ontology annotation, molecular function: RNA binding; metal ion binding. Gene Ontology annotation, biological process: mRNA splicing, via spliceosome. Gene Ontology annotation, cellular component: U2AF complex. Lineage: Eukaryota; Metazoa; Chordata; Aves; Galliformes; Phasianidae.
CAGGGGCCGACGAGAAGCGUUUCCGGCGCCGCGGCUGUGACGUGUGCGGUCGGCGCCGGGCUGUCCGGCGGGCGGGCGGUGGGAGAUGGCGGAGUAUCUGGCCUCCAUCUUCGGAACAGAGAAGGACAAAGUCAACUGUUCGUUUUAUUUCAAAAUCGGAGCUUGCCGUCAUGGAGACAGAUGUUCUCGGUUGCACAACAAACCAACAUUUAGCCAGACCAUCUUGAUUCAAAACAUCUAUCGUAACCCCCAAAACAGUGCACAGACGGCUGACGGCUCACACUGUGCUGUGAGCGAUGUUGAGAUGCAGGAGCAUUACGAUGAAUUCUUUGAGGAGGUCUUCACAGAAAUGGAAGAAAAAUACGGUGAAGUUGAGGAGAUGAAUGUUUGUGAUAACCUUGGAGAUCAUCUAGUUGGAAAUGUAUACGUAAAGUUUCGCCGUGAAGAAGAUGCAGAAAAGGCUGUGAUUGACCUGAACAAUCGCUGGUUUAAUGGACAGCCUAUUCAUGCUGAGCUUUCACCUGUGACCGAUUUCAGAGAGGCCUGUUGCCGUCAAUACGAAAUGGGAGAGUGUACACGAGGAGGUUUCUGCAACUUCAUGCAUUUGAAGCCCAUUUCUCGAGAGUUAAGACGUGAGUUGUACGGGCGUCGUCGUAAAAAGCAUAGAUCCAGGUCGAGGUCCCGUGAACGUCGGUCUAGAUCCAGAGAUCGUGGUCGUGGAGGUGGUGGUGGAGGAGGAGGAGGACGUGAACGUGAUAGGAGGCGGUCAAGAGAUCGUGAAAGAUCCGGUCGAUUCUGAGCCAUGCCAUUUUUACUGUAUGUCUGCUAGAAAGUGUUGUAGUUUGACCAAACAAGUUCAUAAUGAGAUUUUUUUUAAAGAUGGGCUUCUGAAUAAAAAUUUGUAGUGAUACAGUAUUCUUUGUGUAACUUGUUUCUUGUGGGGGGGAGUCUUUUUAACUGUCAUUCCUCUAUCUUGACAAAUACCUGGAUUAAUACUAUGCCUGAGGGAAAGGUGGUAAAUGUAUUGGAGGAGGGCCGGUUUGGGGGUUUUUUAUUUUUAUUUUUUAUUUGGACAUGAUUUGAACUGUUGAUGAAAAUGUGUGUGUAUAUAAUAUGAAAUAUUAUAUACAUAGUAAAAAAUAAUAUACUGCUUAAGAAACAGUUACUCAAAUAAGUUUCCCUUUUCUGCUAUGCUGUCUGCUUAUUUAGGUUAGUUUAGGCACAUUUAAAAGGAAGGCUGUGCGAAGUGCAUUUAUUUACCAAGUAGAAACGCUUAGUUACAAAAUGUAUGUUUGUUUGUUACCAGAAGUCUGUGCUCUGUCUAUCAAUGUGACUGUGGCAUUUACAAUAAAUCCAGUUUCUUGGUGUAAAAUCUAAAGCCUUUUUUCUAAGCACUCUGGAGUAGUUGUGUUGCUACUCCUGGCAGUGCCAGAGUUCAUAGCUGAGGGUUUUUUUUAUUCUUGACUAAUUUCCUCAUCUUUGCUAGAAAUGAAGUUACCUAUUGCAAUGUGCGGGAGGGGUGGGAAACAGUAUUUUUAUCUCAGUAGCAAUGAGUUUCUUUUUUAAAAACUCAUGCUCCAUACAACAGGAGACGCAGGAUCUAUUGACAGAAACUAAAGGUCCUAAAUAGAAGGCCCAAAUUUCUUAACAGACUGAAUUUUUUCACUGUGUUCUCCUAGCUGUUGCUUAAUGAAGAGCGUUUCCCUAGUGUUCGAGCUGACAGAGGACUAAUUGGAUACUAAGGAAAAUUUAUUUUUUUCCAGCUUUACUUACUUUCCAGUUUUACUUUUGAAGAGAUGUAAAGUGUGAUGGAGGCUGACAAACAGGUGGCAGUUUCUUCACAAGACUUUUUCUGUCUUGGUUCAGUUGAAUCGCACAACAGCUAUGUAUCUUAGGUUGUGCAUCCCUUAAGGAGUUAAAAGUUUGAGAUAUUGCUUGAGAGACUGUACAGUGUACUUGCAAUUUCAAUUCAUUCAUGUCUGCUUUUACUCAGCUUGUGUGGUAGCAUGAAGUUUUGGUCAGUGGUCAUAUUUAUGUCUGAAACUACCUAAUGCAAUAUAGCUUUCUGACGUGACAGAGCAUUUACCAGCUCUUCUUUAAUUCUCAGAGUACAGUAACUUGAUAAGUGAUAGAUCUGCUCCUUAAUUAUUUAAAAUAAAUAAAAGGAAGGAUAAUAAAGGAUAUGGAAGUGUUGCAUAGGCAGAUUAACAAACCAGCUUCUCUGUCUCAAAAAUAAAUACAAAAUCACUUUGCUCGCUGUAACUUGGAGAUGGCAAAGAAAAAUAUAUUAAAAAGUGUGCAUUUCUAAAUGGAUAUAAGUUGUCUUUUAGAACUACAUUCUUGUACCAACUUAAAUUGAAUUUAUUAUGUUCUGAGUGGUUUGGCCAAUGAGUUUGUGGAAUUUAUUCUGUCUAACUUUUAAAAAGAAAAGUAUCUCUACAUGAAGAGAGCUUCAUUAUUUAUAUUUUGUUGCAAAUACAUGAAUUAUUAAUUCUUUUUUGGUGGAAGAAGUUGAUCGAUGCCUAGAAUAGAUGGCUGAACUGAAACCUGUGGUAUGUCUGCUAGGUAUUAGGAAUUUAACAUUGAUAACUUAGUUCUGGUUUAAAGGACAGUAAUCCAGUUCCAUUUCCUCAAUGAGAUUUAGGAUUAUUAGUGAACUAAUUUAAAUCUCAAGCUCAAAAAGGUGAGAAUAGCCACUAGUUUUUAAUACGCUAUCUAGUAUAAUGUGGCUACUAGUGGUUACUAAUUAAAAAGCUUAAGAUCUUUUUUCACAUGGGUUAUUGGCACAAGCUAGUUUGCUGUAUAAACAAAGUCAUUUUAAACUAGUAUAAAAGUCUCUAUAACGGCUUUCAUCUGUUUAUCUAAGCAGUGCUGAACAGCAAGUACAUUUUUUUUGUGUGAACAGAUAGCAAACAGUUUUCCUCCCCCUCUUGUAACUGGAAGAUGUCUUAAAGGGCACUGAAAGUAAUGGUAAUGGCAUUCAACAUGUAAACCAAGCUCAUGAUACAACAUCAGUGAUGUUCACCUUUAAGGAUGUAUGCUACCAAUAAAAUUAAUCCCAUCUGAAAUGUAAACUGCAUAAACUUAGUUAAAUGUGGUAGUCCAAACUGGAUUCAUUUACCAGUGCAAAGGUAGGGAAUCCUACCCACCCGUUCUAUUCUUAUUUACAGUGUGUAUGGAGUUGAAUUUUUCCCACCCUCCCUAUAGGUUCCUGUUUCUCACAGAUACAUUGUUGGCUCUUAACAGUGGAUCUUAACUUAUGGAAUUCCUUUACCUCAAAUAAGUGACAGCAUACAGUAUUUUCUGAAGUCUGAGUCAAUUAGAUUGAAACUGUUAAUCCCGAGUGGCUUCCUCUUAUUUGUAUUUGGCUCUUAUUCUGUGAAAAUGCUGCUUGUCCAUGAAUAUGAUGUAUGUUGAGACUGUAAAACCAAAUGGAGAAAAUUUGUUCAAAAAUAAAGCCUUUUUUAAUAAGAAUCUGACAAAAA